This is a messenger RNA of Trifolium pratense (red clover), 3235 nucleotides long. Its product is annotated as serine/arginine repetitive matrix protein 1. The transcript has 13 exons. Gene Ontology annotation, biological process: mRNA processing; regulation of mRNA splicing, via spliceosome. NCBI's taxonomy places the organism in Eukaryota, Viridiplantae, Streptophyta, Magnoliopsida, Fabales, Fabaceae. The record is from RefSeq and is a predicted model, not a curated record. Gene Ontology annotation, molecular function: RNA binding. Gene Ontology annotation, cellular component: spliceosomal complex. Bases 279 to 3008 code for a protein of 909 amino acids.
AAAUUGUAAUUGUUGAAAUAAAGAGAGGGCUGGAUGAUGUUGCAAAACGUGUGCGCUAUUCAAUUAGGGCAUUAUUCGAGUAAGCUGUGAACCAAAACCACAGAGCUUCGCUGAUUAGUGCAGUCAGUUCCAACUCCAAUUCUUCACCAUCUUCUCUCCUUCAAUCGCGAAUUCAUCUUUCUUCUCCGAUUCACGCCAUCAAUUCUCGUAAUUGAAUUCUCCAUCACAAUCUCAGCCACACACUCUUCUCUCCGUUCCGAAUCUCUUACCGUCGGAAGAUGUCGGGCGGUUUCUUUCGUGGUACGUCUGCUGAUCAAGACACUCGGUUUUCGAACAAGCAAGCGAAGCUGCUUAAAUCGCAGAAGUUUGCACCGGAAUUGGAGCAUCUGGUGGACACAACGAAGGUGAAUAUGGAAGUAAUGAAGCCUUGGAUCACUAGAAAAGUGACCGAGCUUCUUGGGUUUGAAGAUGAAGUGCUUAUUAACUUCAUACACGGUCUUCUGGAAGCGAAGAUAGUGAACGGGAAGGAAGUUCAAAUACAAAUUACUGGAUUCAUGGAAAAAAACACUGUCAAGUUCAUGAAAGAGCUUUGGACACUUCUUCUCAGUGCACAGAAAAAUGCCAGUGGUGUUCCUCAGCAGUUCUUGGAUGCUAAAGAAGAAGAACUCCUGAAAAAGAAGGCUGAACAUGAUAGAAUAACAAGUGAAAUUCAGAGGAAGAAAGAUAAGGAAAGUAAAGAGAUUAGGGAGGAGAGGCUGAAGAAACUGGACGGAGGAUUAGAUGCGAAAGAUAAUGAUACUGCUUCAGACCCAGCUUUGAAGCCCAGGGAUUCAGGGAACUACAUUCAGGAUGGGAAAGAAACUGACAAGAGGAAUGGUGUUAAAGCAAGGAACAGGGUUUCUAGGUCCCCACAUUCACCUGCAGUUUCCACCUCACCUCAUCGAGGUUUACCUUCAAGGGCAAGGGCAAACAGUAAAUCAUUUUCGAAUUCCCGAAGUUAUUCAAGGAGUAUAUCCAGAUCUCCAGAGGCUCGAGGACGUUCCGUUUCUUCCGGAAGGAUACAACGUUCUUCACGGCAACAGUCUAUUUCUCCUCGAAGGCGCUCUCCACAACGAUCUCCUCAUAGGAGGCCUUCUUAUUCAAGGAGAAGAUCAAGAUCUGCCUCAGACUCCAAAUCUCCUCCUAUACGACGUGGAGUGCAUUCUCCAUUUCGUCGACGCAGAACACCCUCUCCUGUUAAAAGACGUAGAUCCCCCUCUCCAGUGCGACGACGUAGAUCGCCCUCUCCAGUUCGACGACGUAGAUCACCCUCUCCAGUACGACGACACAGAUCACCACCCUCUCCAAUACGACGACGCAGAUCACCACCCUCUCCAGUACGACGCCGCAGAUCACCUUAUCCUGUGCGACGACGCAGAUCUCCCUCUCCUAUACGACGCCGCAGAUCACCUUCUCCUAUGCGACGACCCAAAUCACCUUCUUCAAUGCACCUACGUAGAUCACCGUCACCUGUUAGACAAAGAAGGGCACCCUCACCCAUGCAACAGAGAUCUCCUAGCAUCCGGCGUAGGUCACCUUCACCGAUGCGCCGAAUACCACCAAGCCGUGGGCGUAGGUCAAGCUCUCCAAUGCAAUCUCCCACAAUGCGAAGGUAUGAUAGUAGAACUCCGCGGCGCAGGUCUCCCUCUCCCUUGCGGAAUAGAUCACCUGUUUCUGGCAAGAAAAGAUCUACAAGUGCCUCCCCUAAGAGGUCUCCUUCUCGAGAUGAAUGGAGUUCUCAGUCUCCUGUACGUGUAUCUCCAUCCUCAGCCAGGAGAAUUUCACCAAGACACCAAAGAAGUCCUGUGCAGUCUUCUAUGGGAAGAGUCAGGGUGCAAAAGAAGUUGUCGCCGGAAGUUUAUCAACCCUCUAGUCCUUUGCAGUCUGUACAAAGAGAUAAAAAUGGCAAAGCUUCAGGCUAUAAAUCUCCAGAUUCAAUGUCCACACCAGAUAAGUCUCCAAUUCGAUCAAUAUCACCACAAGCAAGAAGUAGGACCAGCAUUAAAAAUAGAAGUCCACGUGAAAUCCCUCUGAGGCAAACAAGAGAGAACUUGACCAAGGAAGGAAGCUUGAGUCCACCAAAGAAACCAACAAACCAUAAGCCUAGCCAUGGCAUUCCAGAGACCAGUGAAGGAGCUGAAGAAGCAUAUUAUUCUAGAGAGCGCAGAGAUCCCAAAUCAAAUUCAUCUGAAAAGAAAUCAAGACACCCCUCCCCGGUUAGUAAGCGAAUAGGUUCAUCUGCAAAAUUUCAUCACGAGGAUGAGUUUUAUCCUGAAAGGGCAGCUAGUCACGAGGAUGAUAACAAUAAAUGGAGUAAGAAAGGCCAGGAUAUAAAAUGUGAUAAAUCUUCUGGCAAGGGAGGUGAGUCUCCUGUUCAACAAAAGUCACCAAUGAACAAAGAAUUUGUUUCUAGCGAGAAGCCUCAUGAUUCUUAUGCAGCAGAAAUAAAAAAAUCUGAUGACAAGGAUCAAUCCAUUUCAAAAUAUGCCAAAAGCAGCGAUCAGCACAAAAAAUCAGAAGCUGCUCAAGAUUUAGUUGAAAAAGCUGAUCACGUCAAUCAGAGUGCUUCUUGUGAUUCUGGUUCUGAAGAAAGUGGUAAGCAUAGAAGAGAUGGAAAGGAUAGGAGAAAGCAUAAAAGGUCAGAGAGAAAAGUUGACUCAUCUGAUGAGAAUGAUAGUUAUGAUUCUGAGUUAGAGGACCGGAAAGAGGCCAAGAGGAGGAAAAAGGAGGAGAAGAAGAAGCUGCGAAAGGAGGAAAAACAUCGAAAGCGGGAAGAGCGGCGGCGGAAAAGGGAAGAACGGCAUGCUGAAAAGCUGAAAAUGAAGAGUAAAACAGACUAUAUUUCAGACGACGAGGAAGUUGAACGAAGGGAUGAUGAAGAGGCACCAUAUGAUCCAAAGAAGCUUGAGAUCGAGCUACGGAAUAAGGCUCUUGAAUCCCUUAAAGCAAAGAAGGGCAUGAAUAAUUAAAUAAUACACUUCUGUGUUUUAAGUUGUUUUCUGAAUUAAACUUCUUCAGAAAUAUCUCCUUAGCUUCUUUAAACACAUGGAUUUGCAAAUGUUAUGUUAUUUAUUUUUUGGUAAAUGUUUGAUGUAGUCUAUCUUUAAUGCUGGCAGACGAAUUGGAUAAAUGACGAUUUCUGAGCAAAUCUGUUGAGUACAACUCUAUGCAGACAUUCCUCUAUAUUUACCGGUAA